AACUGCCCAACAGGCAGUUUGUGCACCCAACUGACACUUUGUAGAAACAGGGGAUGCAUUAGACUAUUAUUUAGCUGAUCUUUUCUUCCCAUUAUUGCGAUUAUUUUAAGUUCAAGUGGAUUUUUCAGUAUUUGGGUUACGGUGGCAUUGCUGUGCUCAAGGCUAUCCUGCACACAAUGGGGGUCAAAGCAGCUCUUCCGAGGUACGAGCUCUACUUUUAUAAUGUAGUGCUGUGUAUGGCGAUGCUCUGGGCUGCCAGAUGGAUAUUUGAUGUAUCCAGCUCAAGUUCCAACAGAAAAACCUUCAAGACCAGUGUUCAGUCAGGAUGGUAUUACUCUGGUAGAAAAAUGGAUACAGCUGAUGUUGAGUGGAUGAUGUGGUUCUCUACGUUUCGAGAACAUAUCAUCUUUGCACUCUCAGGUCAUGUGAUCUUUGCCAAGAUCUGCACCUUGCUGGCUCCGCAGUACAGAUCUCUGGUGUUCAUGGUGUAUGGCAUGCUGGCGGUUUUCACCAGUAUGGGCUGGGCCUACGUCACGCUCAUCCUCUCUCACUGUGUGCUGCUCUACAGCAUCUCUCUGGUCAAGCUCAGGUGGCUCUGCUUUGUCGCUGGACUCACUACACUGGCUACUUUCAAAAUGGAGCCCUUCAUUUCCUGGCAGGCAGGGUUUGUGUCUGGUAGUUUUGAGCUCCGUCCUCUUCUGUUCUACGGCGGCUGUGGGUUUACUAUCAUGCGGUGUUUGAGUUUUGCUCUAGAGAACUGUGAGAGGAAAGAUGGAAACUACAGCAUCCUGGAGCUUCUCAAGUACAACUUCUACCUUCCCUUCUUUUACUUUGGACCCAUCAUGACCUUCGACAAGUUUUACAUUCAGGCCAAUAACCCAAACCUGACAAGGAAGGAUGGAGAGAUGUGGAACAUUUCUAUUCAGGCCCUGCUAAACCUGGGGGUUAUUAUGAUAGUGGCGGUCAUCCUACACUUCAUGUACAUUCUGACCAUACCUAGUGACAUGAAGCUCCUUAAACACAUCUCUGACUGGGCCCUUGCUGGAUUGGCUUAUUUAAAUCUGGUGUAUGACUGGGUGAAAACCGCGGUAAUGUUUGGAGUGAUAAACACAGUAUCAAGACUGGAUCAUCUGGACCCUCCCAAACCACCGAAAUGCAUUACAAUGCUUUAUGUGUUCUCUGAGACACACUUUGAUCGAGGAAUAAAUGACUUUCUCUGCAAUUAUGUUUAUAACUAUCUCGGUGGGAAGCAUGACAACGUUUUGGAUGAGCUGAUAGGCUCUCUGUGCACGUUUGGCAUCACAGCCCUCUGGCUGGGACCGAGCUGGGUGGUUUUCAUCUGGGCUUUCUUAAACUGCUUUGGCCUUAAUUUUGAAUUGUGGAUCGCCAAGUUCUUUACCAUGGAACCUUUUAUUUCUAUUGAGAUGGCGAUAUCAGAAUCUAUGUCACGCAGGAUCAGGGCUGUGUUUAAUGCCUUCAACUUCUGGACAAUUGUCCUUUACAAUGUCCUGGUCCUGAAUAGUCUUGAAUUUGCCAAUUUGGUUGCCAAGAGAUUGUUACUGAAAGGUUUCCCCUUCACCACCAUCACUGUGAUGUUCGUUACCUACUGCUUGAUUCAGCUGAUUAAGGAAAGGGAAAGAAGACAGGCUUUGAUUGAUGAUCCAGACCCAAUCCCCCCUCCAGCCCCCACUCCUGCACCCACUCCCACAGAUCCCAGCACCACCCAGACAGACGCUGCUGCUGCUGCCACCCAGCCUGUGGACCCAAACAAGCAAAAGGCAGAGUAGAGAUUACACAUGAUGGUUACAUUUUGAUGAAACCUCAAUGGUUUACUUACACAUUUUGUGUCUUCUUGUGAAUUCGGCAGACAAUGAUAAUCUAGAAAUAUGGAGAAAAUUGUUUUAAUGACAGUACUGUAAGAAAAGAGUCGAAACAGCUAUUUAAGUUUUUACAGAUUAUUUUCAACAUUACAGACUUUACUCUCACUGGCUGCUUUUU
Molecule: messenger RNA, 1998 nt
Organism: Sinocyclocheilus grahami
Lineage: Eukaryota; Metazoa; Chordata; Actinopteri; Cypriniformes; Cyprinidae
Product: protein-cysteine N-palmitoyltransferase HHAT-like protein
Exons: 12
Coding region: 177-1787 (536 amino acids)
Biological process (GO): negative regulation of N-terminal protein palmitoylation
Cellular component (GO): endoplasmic reticulum
Molecular function (GO): acyltransferase activity
Source: RefSeq, a predicted model, not a curated record